AUGUGGGAAGGGAUUAAUGGAAUGGUAAGAAAGACAGCGCGAGGGGGGUAUACAGGGGUAGCAACUUUGCGAGGUGUGAACGGUGGAUUUGUCAGCAGUGGGAAGGGAAAAAGGGAAGUUCUAGCAGGACACUACAAGAGACUUGGAGUGCCCUCGGAGAAUGAAGCUUUUGACCAAGCGUUUAAGAAGGAGGUGGACGCAUGGGCCCAAAAAGAAGAGACAUCGAAGGCAGACGUUGGGAACGUAGAACUAGAAAAGGAGUUCACUGAGGACGAGGUUGAGGCGUGUGUGAACAAGCUGAAGUGCCACAAAGCAGCAGGAGCGGAUGGGAUAGUCAACGAGUUCAUGAAGUUUGGGGGGAAGGGGAUGAUCCAGCUGAUGGUACUGCUAUACAAUUGGGUGUGGAAAAACGAGUAUACGCCAAGUAGAUGGAGGGAAGGAGUGGUUGUGAACUUGUUUAAGAAACGAGACAAGACUGACCCAGGAAACUACAGGGG
Messenger RNA from Ectocarpus sp. CCAP 1310/34, 497 nucleotides. NCBI's taxonomy places the organism in Eukaryota, Phaeophyceae, Ectocarpales, Ectocarpaceae. The record is from the annotation of a GenBank genome assembly.